This is a messenger RNA of Xenopus tropicalis (tropical clawed frog), 3550 nucleotides long. RefSeq names its product BICD family like cargo adaptor 1 (gene bicdl1). Bases 946 to 2757 code for a protein of 603 amino acids. The record is from RefSeq and is a predicted model, not a curated record. The transcript is spliced from 11 exons. Gene Ontology annotation, cellular component: centrosome. NCBI's taxonomy places the organism in Eukaryota, Metazoa, Chordata, Amphibia, Anura, Pipidae.
CAAGACCGGUGCUUGUGACGUCACGCAGUGUGCGCACGCAUUCCUAGGGUCCUUGCAGAGAUGGGUGAGGGGGAGCUGAGCGCUGAGGGGCGAGGAGAGAGCAGCGCAGCCCGGGGCCUUCGGGGCCGGACCCACUCAUAUUAAGCUCACUAGUACGGGGAGCGGGGGGAGGGGGUUGGGGUCUGUGAGGCUUUGCGGGGGGUUGAUAGAAGACAUAUCCAAUCAGUCACUGUAGCCGGUAGCGCGGGGGUGCUUGCCUUUGCGUAGUUGGUUUAGCGGCAGUGCGGCUGUUUGCAUGUGUUUGUACAUAGUACAUUGAUGCCGUGGGGCAGUGUUACAAUCUGUACGUGUAGGCUGGGGCAGUUGUCGCGGGUUGGCUAGGGGCCGUGACAGUUUUAGGGACCCAGUCAUCACUUCGGGAGGGGUGAGUAUCCGACACAUGGGGGGAUCUGUGGGCAGAUUUCCAGACUGGCUUGCGUUACACCCAGCCUGGCGUUCUUCUGUGCCACUGAGGGUGUUUGGGCAGGUAACGCUUGUGGUGGAUGUCAGACAGCUGCUAAUCCCCCACUUAAGCACUGAGCCAGUGUAAGGCCCUUUAGCCGGCUCACCGGGAUUGUACGAGUCCUGAGCCAGCUGCUGUGUUUCAUGACAUAUAAGUCGUACCUUGGUUAGAGGGAUUUUGCUUCCACAGUGUAGGGAGGGGGGGCUGGAUUUGGUGACAGGUUGUGCUUAGCGGGGUUGCAGUUGUACGGGCUUGGCAGCAGCAGCACAUGGUAGAAUUGGCUGGGGCGGUAAAGCCAUGCUAUAAACAGUGCUGUUUAGCGGAGGUGUUUCGGCUGGCUGCGUAGGCUUUCACGCUGGGUGCCGGGGCCCUGGGCUUGGUGUGUGAAGGUAGCACAGUCCGAAGCUCCCCGCUUCAGCACCAUUGGCUCCGGACAGCGCCCCAUGGAGCUUCCUAUCAGCUUCCUGUCAGACAGCAGCCGCCCUGCAGCCUCCUCGGAGCGGGGAGAUCAGGCAGCUUUGGGGCGGGGGGAGCUAGAGUUUGAUGAGGAGCUGGUGUUUCUGGCAGCUGAAGGAGAGGGGGACCCUGAAGAAAUUGAGGGCCCGGAGGUGAGGGAACAGUCGGAACUUCUGUGCAUCAUAAGGCAGAAGGAGAAGGAUCUGGUGCUGGCAGCCAGGCUGGGAAAGGCGCUGCUAGAGAGAAAUCAGGACAUGAGCAGGCGCUAUGAGGAGAUGCAGAGAGAGAUGACCGACAAGCUGGAGCAUCUGGAACAAGAGAAACAUGAAUUAAAGCGCAAACUGGAGAAUCGUGAGGGAGAGUGGGAAGGAAGGGUGUCAGAACUGGAGAGUGAUGUGAAGCUGCUACAGGAGGAGCUGGAGAAGCAGCAGGUGAAUUUAAGAGAAGCAGACCGGGAGAAAUUAUCUGUUGUCCAGGAACUGUCAGAACAAAACCAAAGACUCUUGGAACAGCUUAGCAGGGCUACAGAGAUGGAGAGGCAACUUUCUCAGCAGGUGAAUGUACUUCAGGAGGAAUUCCGGGAAAAAAGCCUUUCUACAAGCCAGCAUGUUUCACGGUUGGAAAGUCUUUUAGCUGAGCAGAUCCUAGAAAUAAAAAUGCUUUCAGAUCGUAAACGAGAACUGGAGCAACAACUGAGCACUAUCAUGGAAGAAAAUGAGCAACUUCAGGGACUUGUGGAGGAACUGCAGGACAAAGAGUUAAGCCUAAAUCAGCAGAAUUUUGGGAAGGACUUACAGUUAAGAGAAAGUCAGUUGGAGAUAGAAGAAAUGCGCCUUUCUUAUCGGCAGCUGGAGGGGAAGCUGGAGGAGCUCAGAGAAGAGAAAAGCCUUCAGCAUAUGAACAGCACAAGCACCUCACUUCUGUCAGAGAUUGAGCAAAGCAUAGAAGCAGAAGAACAGGAACAGGAAAGGGAGCAGCUGAGAUUGCAGCUCUGGGAAGCACAUUGCCAGGUCCGAUCCCUCUGCUGCCAGCUCAGAGGGAAUGAGAGUGCAGAUUCAGCCGUCUCAACUGACUCUUCCAUGGACGAAUCCUCUGAAACCUCAUCUGCCAAAGAUGUACCAGCUGGCAGCCUACGCACUGCCCUGAGUGAACUGAAGAGCCUCAUAUUGAGCAUCCUUGAAACCUGCGACUCUGCGAGCUCAAGAAAAUGUGAAGAUGAUGGUUUGGAGGAACAGAUCAAACAAACUAGUGAGGACUCCAGGGCUCUGCGGGAGCUUUUACAGGGAGAACAAAUGAGAAUGAAGCAAACAUUUGAUGAGCUCCAAGAGCUUCAUAAACAGGUAACUUUGCUCAGUGUUGAAAUGAAUGCACUCAAAGAAGAACGAGACCGUCUCCUAGUACUGACCCAAAAUGAUGAAACCCAAGAGCAGUUAAUGAAAGCUAUUAAGGACCGCGACGAAGCUAUAUCCAAGAAGACUGCAGUGGAACUGGAGCUGGCGAAAUGUAGAAUUGAUCUGAUGUCCUUGAACACUCAGCUAUUAGAUGCCAUUCAGCAAAAAUUGAAUUUGUCACAGCAGCUGGAGGCAUGGCAGGAUGACAUGCACAGAGUCAUUGACCAGCAAUUGAUGGACAAACAUCAGAAGGAAUGGAGCCAACCUGCAUAUUCCUUCUCCAACAGCCACCAUGUAAAACAAUGCAGCAAGGCUGCCGCUAUGAAACAUGCAGAACGGCCAGGAGAAGAGUCCAUUGGGGCAGAAGGGAGGCGCCUCUUCUCAUUUCUAAAGAAAACUAAGUGUUAAAGCCUUUUGUCUGAAUUAGGAGAAAAGCAGAUCUUGAUUGGUCCACAUGCUGUUCUCACAGCAAUGAAAAUGAAUAGCUAAGAGCUGGUUUGAGCUGCUUUUAUACUCCUGGAGAAAAAGGAUGUUGGUGUUCUAAGCCUUUGCCUGGAAGUGCAAUAACAUUAGUCAUGUGGGAUAAUGAUACUUGUAAUAAAUGAUAUUUGACGGCUGCAAGCUGUACUUUAAAGCAGCGGAGCUAAAAUAUGGGGAAGGGGGGCAUACAGCAGAAAAGUGCUGCUAAGAACGGCAAUGUUGUUUCGCUAGGGGCAUCUGAUUGAGCUGAAAGCUAGAUGCACACAUUGACAGCAACUAAUAGAAUAUGAUGUGGUUUCACACACCCCUCAAGUGUUAGUAUUUUGUUCCAAUUAAAUGUAUUUUCUACUUGUGAGAUCAAAAUGCUUUUGUUAAGAGGAUUUUCUCCUUCGUGAAUAUUUUGCACUUUGCGCUACCUGUUUCUAGUCACUCCCAAGCUUCCUUUGUUACACUAGCAGCAGAAAUUCCAGGUUUCUUAAUUAUGUCCCAAGCUGCUUGGGUUGCAGGGAACAGAGUCCUACCUCUGGUCUUCCAGACAGAGCACAGCGGAACCAUAGAAACCUGUUCCUUCCAGUCCAUGUACUGACAAAUGCUCUGUGUACAUAGACAUUUUCUAAUGAAUACAGAUGUUUUCUAAUAUAUAUAUACAGAAAAAAUGUCCUAUUUUAGUACAAAUUAUGCUUUCUAUUGUAAAGCCACUGAAAUAAAAUAUUUCUAUGAA